Molecule: messenger RNA, 9017 nt
Organism: Podarcis raffonei (Aeolian wall lizard)
Lineage: Eukaryota; Metazoa; Chordata; Lepidosauria; Squamata; Lacertidae
Gene: CEP290
Product: centrosomal protein 290
Exons: 55
Coding region: 497-8566 (2689 amino acids)
Biological process (GO): camera-type eye development; kidney development
Source: RefSeq, a predicted model, not a curated record
GUUCACCUCAAGGCAUGCCGGGACUUGUGGUCUUCGGCUGGGGCAUGAUGGGGGUUGUAGUCCCGCGGGAGUUUUGACUCGGCUCUCGCUCCAGUUAAGAAGAUCCGGGUUCUUCCGGCUGAGGGCGAGCAGUGUUUGAGGGCGUCGCCUAGCAGCAGCGGCCUGCUCCGCCUCCUCCCUGAACGACUUGAGGAAACCAGCGAGCCAGAAGGAGGGAGGGAUGUUUUCGUGAACAAAUAAACGCGGAUAAACGUCGCAUGCACCUGGAGGGCGAGGCGGGCCUCCGGAAGGGGGACUAGCGGCCACUAGGCUGCCCUCCUCGCAACCCGUUUGGCUCCGAGAGCGGAGAGGCGUUUCCUUGCUUGGGGAAACAAAUGGCUGCAAUCCUCGACCCGCUUCCUCUGGAGUAAACCUACUGGCUCACUGCGAAGCGCGCAGGAGAGAUUGCGUGAAGCCUCCGCAUCCUAGGUAUCCGGGAGAUAAAUGAACGUUCAAGAUGGCACCGAUUUUAGAAUGGAAGAAGGUUAUGAAAGUAGAUCCUGAUUCUUUACCUCGUCAAGAGGAGCUAGCAGAUACUUUGCUGGAGAUGUUGGCUAAGGUUGAUGGAAGUGAUCUGAAGGAUGAGAACCCUGAACGUUUAAUUCAGCUUUUUAAAAUUUCUCAGUCACUAAUGAGGAUGAAAAAUCAAGAAGUAGAAUUGGCAUUGGAAGAAGUUGAGAAAGCUGGGGAGGAGCAAGCCAAAUUUGAAAAUCAGUUAAAAACUAAAGUGAUGAAAUUGGAAAAGGAGUUAGAGGUAGCACAUCGAUCUACUGGUGGUCGUGAUACUCGCUUUUUGCGUGAUGAGAUCCGUCAGCUGGAAAGGCAGAUGGAACAAAAAGACAGAGAGUUGGCAGAUAUGGAGAAGGAGCUGGAGAAAGAAAAGAAAGUCAAUGAACAGCUUGCUCUUCGGAAUGAGGAUGCAGAAAAUGAAAACAGCAAGUUGAGAAGGGAGAAUGAACAACUUCGUCAGGAUGUAAUUGACUAUCAGAGACAGAUAGAUACACAAAAAGAAACCCUUCUUUCACGAAGAGGAGAAGAAUCAGAUUACAGGUCACAGUUAUCAAAAAAGAACUUUGAGCUUGUCCAGUAUCUAGAUGAAAUUCAGAGUUUGACCGAAGCUAAUGAAAAAUUAGAGGCUCAGAAUCAGGAAAUGAGGAAGAAUCUAGAAGAAUCGGUGCAAGAAAUGGAAAAGAUGACUGAUGAGUACAAUAAAAUGAAGCUUAUCGUGCAGCAAUCUGACAUUGUUGUGGACCAACUGAAAAAGGAAAAGGAACAGUAUAAGUUUCAGGUGCAUGAGUUAAUGGAGCAACUUAAAGCAAAGAAUGAAGAAGAUGACCCUCUCAUGGCAGCUGUGAAUGAAAAAGUGGAAGAAUGGAAGGGAAUCUUGGCUUCUAAAGAUGAAGAAAUCAUUGAGUAUCAGCAAAUGUUGUUAACUCUGAGAGAAAAACUGAAAAUGGCCCACCUUGAUGCUGACAAGAGCAGCGUUAUGGCCCUCCAGCAGGGUGUGCAAGAAAGAGACAGUCAGAUCAAACUGCUCACGGAACAGGUUGAACAGUAUACGAAAGAGAUGGAAAAGAAUGCAGUGCUUAUUGAGGACAUGAAAAGAGAACUUCAAAAAGAAAAAAGUCUGUCAUCUUCUGCUCAACAGGGCCAUAUUGGGAACAUCCAAGAGAAAUUACAUAUGUUGGAACAGAAAACCAAAGAAGCUGAAAUGGUAGCAGAACUUGCAGAAGCUGAUGCAAGGGAGAAGGACAAAGAACUUAUUGACACUCUGAAACGAAUGAGAGAUUAUGAAUCGGGAAUUUAUGGCCUGGAAGAUGCUGUUGCUGAAAUAAAAGAUUUUAAAAAGCAAAUUAAAAUAAGGGAUCAUGAAAUUGAAACAUUAAUUAAAGAAGUUAACAAACUUGAACUUAAAAUCAAUGAUUUUCUUGAUGAAAAUGAAGACCUCCGUGGACGACUGGGUCUUGAUCCCAAGACAAUGAUUGAUUUAACGGAAUUUAGAAACAGCAAAGCACUGAAACAGCAGCAGUACAAGGCUGAAAACCAAAUCCUGCUGAAAGAGAUUGAAAGACUAGAAGAAGAAAGAGUUGCCCUGAAACAGCAUAUUCGUAAACUGGCUCAGGAGAAAGGAAGAAGAGCUGCAACAUUAGGAUUGGAUACAGAUGACCUACAGCUGAUUGAUACCUUUACUGAAGAUCUGAAGAUGAGGAGGAGUAAAUAUGAGUUUAUGAGUACAGUUAACGUUGACGAGGUUAAAGAAAAGUUGAGUUUUCAUCUUGAUUCAGAGAUACAAGUGACUGAUAACUGUGAUGGCUCCGAGUCUUUUACAGUAGAGGAACUUUACAGUUCUGUAAAGCAGCAAUCUAAAGAAAUGCUAGGGAAAGCUUUAUGUCCGGUCAGUUUCAGUGAAUCGAAAGAACUGAGAGCAGACUGUCCACUAUCAUUUUCUGCUAUGCAAGGGAAACAAAGGGCUAGUAAAAGACGACAAAGACAGGAAAGGCAGAUGAAGAGACCUGAAGCAUCUCGGGUUCAGACCCUGUCACUGGAUUUCCAGGAAGGGCUGCCUCUUUCUCUGCUUGGAAAGCCAGUGUCCUCCUACGUAGUGCAGGAGGUCCUGUUGCGAGAUGAGAAGGACAAUUCUGAAAUAAAAUUGUUGGAUUUAAGAACUGAUAUGAGAGAGAUGGGGAAAGACCAGAUCUAUUUUCCAGAAUCAUGGCCAGUAGAACACAUGGAUGAAGGACUUGAUUGUGGCCUGCGAAUGAAUACAUAUCAGAUAGAUCGAGUUGAGAGUCUUAUAAGGCAGUUGAGGAGUGAAUUAAUGUUCCUUAGGUCAGAGAAAGAGCAGAUAUUGAAAGACUUGUUCGCCAAGAAUACCCUGAAUAAAGAUGCAGAGCUAGAGCUUGACAGACACAGGAGCCAGGAGUUUGAGAAUAACUACCUUACCAAAGAAUUAAAUGAACGUGACAGGGACUUGGAACAAAACAGGGCCAUAAUAGCCAAGUUUCAAUUGAAAUUAAAAGAAUUGGUACAAGAAAAUAAGCACCUUGAAGAAGGCAUGAAAGAAAUCCUACAAGCUAUAAAGGACAUGCAGAAAGAUCCAGGUGUGAAAGGUGGAGAAACUGCUGUAAUCAUUCCUAGUCUGGAACGAUUAGUAAAUGCAAUUGAAUUAAAGAAUACAGAAGGAAACUUCGAUGCUAGCAUACAUUUAAAGACGCAAGUUGACCAACUAACAGGACGAAAUGAAGAAUUAAGGAAGGAACUGAGGGAAGCACAAAAAGAAGCAGUGAAUUUUUCCAAUCAGCUUUCAAAAGCAAAUGCCAAGGUUGCCUCUUUAGAAAAUGAGAUCCAUUUGCUGCGGCAAUCAGAAGAUGCUGGUAUGGUGUUCAAAGCAGUAAAUCUUCCGGAAGGAAUGGCUCCAUCUAGUGUAAACAUAAUAAAUUCACAGAAUGAAUAUUUAAUAUACCUUUUGCAGGAACUGGAAAAUAAAGAGAAGCUGCUGAAGAAAUUAGAAGAAGCGCUAGAAGACUAUAAAAGGAAAGUUGCAGUUGCCCGCCACCAGCAAGGCUUGCUGUAUAAAGAAUAUCAAAGUGAAAGGGAACACUGGCAUACUGCUGGUGAAAAAAUACAAGAAGAAAAGAAAAGAUUGGAACAUCAAAAGGAGCAAGAUGAUGUAAAAAUAAAAGAAUAUUAUAAUUUAUUAGAUGCACUUGAAAAGAAUAGCGAUGACUUUAAACGGCUAUUUGCAGACUACAGUAGAAAAAUAACUGUUCUGAGGGUAAAUGAAAGGUCACUAGCAAGGCAGUACACAACCGUACUUGAAAUGGAGAAGCAUCUCCGGAAAGAGAAUGAGAAGAUGAAGGCCGAGUUAAUAGCUGUGGAGGCUGCAGUUGGAGAAAAGAUUGGCCGUUUGCAAAGGUUCAAGGAAAUGGCAACUUUCAAGAUGGCAGCAUUGCAGAAAGCGUUGGAUGAUUGUGUACCUCUGAAUGAUCUGGAAAUGGCUAAUAAGCAGUAUAAUGAAUUAACUGCUAAAUACAGGGAUAUGCUACAAAAAGAUAACUUGCUUGUUCAAAGAACAACUAAUUUGGAGCACUUAGAGCGUGAAAAUGCAUCCCUGAAAGAACAGAUUGAGUCUUUAAACAAGGAGCUGGAAAUUACAAAAGAGAAACUUCAUACACUUGAACAAGCUUGGGAGCAAACAGCAAAAUUGGGAGGAGACAGUGCUACAGAUAAGGCCACAAAAGCCAUAACAAACAGUGAGAUUGUUUCUAUUUCUAAGAAAAUUACUAUGCUGGAAAUGAAAGAACUAAAUGAAAGGCAAAGGGCAGAGCACUCUCAGCGAAUGUAUGAACACUUACGAAACACAUUAAAACAAGUGGAAGAACGCAAUUUUGAACUGGAAACAAAGUUUGCUGAGCUUACAAAGAUCAACCUUGAAGCACAGAAAGUGGAACAGUCUUUGCGAGAUGAACUGUCAAGCAGUGUGAGUAAAGCAGUCAGCGAGGCAGAUAGACGUCGAAUUAUGGACCUGGAGAAAAGUGAAACUGAGCUCAAGAUUGAAGUAUCAAAGCUAAAAGAGCUGUCUGAUAUUGCCAAGAUGCAAGUUGAUGCUUUGGAGAAUCGCCAGCAAUCCAGAGAGAAAGAAGUGGAAUCGCUCAGAAUGCAGAUUUUGGAUUUUCAGGCACAAUCAGAUGAAAAAACACUUGUUGCAAAAUUACAUCAACAUAUCGUGGCCCUUCAGGUUAGUGAAGCCACUGCUGUGGCCAAGUUAGAGACUGCCAUGUCAAAACUUCAGAAGAUGGAGGUGGCUAAUAUGCGCCUAGAGCAGAAACUGGAUGAUAAAGAGCAAGCAUUGUACUAUACACGACUCGAGGGGAGGAAUAGAGCUAAGCAUCUCCGCCAGACUGUACAGUCACUGCGACGACAAUUCAGUGGUGCUUUGCCCCUGGCUCAGCAGGAGAAGUUCUCCAAAACUAUGAUUCAGCUUCAGAAUGACAAACUUAAGACUAUGGAUGAGGUCCAGCUUGCUCAGCAGGAGCGCCGAAAUGCAGAGAACAGAGCACUGGAGCUGGAGACAAAGCUAAAAGGAUUAGAAGAACUAAUAGCCACAUUGAAAGAUACAAGAGGAGCACAGAAGGUAAUUGAGUGGCAUAUGAAAAUUGAAGAGCUUCGUCUUCAGGACCUUAAACUGAACCGCGAAUUAGCCAAGAAAAAGGAAGAGAUUAAAUAUUUGAACAAUAUCCUUUCUGAAUACGAACGUACCAUUAAUAACCUGGAAGAAGAAAUUGUACAGCAGAGCAAGUUCCAUGAAGAGCGGCAGUUGGCCUGGGAACAAAGAGAAGUAGAAUUAGAACGUCAGCUCGACACUUAUGACCGUCAGCAGAAGGACAUAAUUAGAACCGCUCAGAAGUUUGAUGAAGCUACAGGAUCAGUUCCAGACCCCAGCUUGCCCCUUGCACAUCAGCUUGAGCAAGCUCUAAGGAAAAUACGAGAACACGUCCGAACUAUCCUGGAAGUGCAAGCCACCUGCAAAUCCUUAGAAGAGAAACUGAAAGAAAAAGAAGCUGCUUUGUGGAAAGCAGAGCAAAGUAUCUUAUCCAGGGACAGGAUCAUAAAUGAACUGAGACUUCGAUUGCCAGCAUCAUCAGAGAGAGAGAAAAUAAUAGCAGAGCUUGGACCAAAAGAAGAGGACUCUGCUGCCUCUCCUCGUGCUCUGAAAAUUGCGCACCAGACAAUUGCAAAUAUGCAAGCAAGAUUAAAUCAAAAAGAGGAAGUGUUGAAAAAGUACCAAUACCUUUUGGCCAAAGCAAGAGAGGAACAAGAGGAAAUUGCAAAGAAACAUGAAGACGACCUCAGAGUGCUACAUCAAAAGUUAGAUAUACAUGCUGACAGUUCUUUUAACAAAUUCAAGCAAACUGCAUUAGAGUUGGUGAAAAAGCCAUCUUUAGCUGUCCCAGCAAAUAAACAUUUAAUUCGUCUGGCAGAGAUGGAGCAAACUGUAGCAGAACAGGACAGUUCCCUUGCAUCCCUUCUGAACAAAUUAAAGAAAACAUCGUCCGAAUUGCAGAAGCAAAAGCAGAUUACUUUGGCAAAAAUCAAGGAAUUUGAUAACAUCAGGGUCCAGCUUGAAGAGAAGCAUGCAGCUGAAGUGAAAAAAUUGAAAGAUGAAGUGGAUGAGCUAAGAAGUUUGUUGUCACAGAUGGAGAAAGAAUUACUGAAUGCAAAACUGGAGCUGGAGGCCCAAAGAGAAGCAAAUAAUAGAGCUCCAACAACUACAAUGAAAAAUCUAGUGGAACGGCUGAAGAAUCAGCUAGCCUUAAAAGAGAAACAGCAGAAGGCUUUGAGUAAAGCACUUCUGGAGCUCCGAGCAGAAAUGACAGCUGCUGCAGAACAACAGAUUAUUUCUGUAGCAUCACAAAAAGAGGCACACAUGAAUGUUCAACAGAUCGUUGACAAGCAAACAAAGGAACUGAGGAUUCAGUUAGAAGAUUUAAAUGACCAACUUUCCAGACUUAAAGAUGCCCUCAAGCUAAGCAAAAAUAAAGAGAAUUCAUUACUAGAUGAGGUGGAUGAUUUAAAUCACGAGCUUCAGAAAAAAGUUAAAGCCCACACUAAAUUUCUGAGGGAGAAAGAAGAGAUGGAAAAAGAAAAUGAAGAACUGAAAAAGCGGAUUAAAAGGCUAACCAAUGCAAUUCAGGGAAAAGCUGAUGACCAAAGCCUGAUAGAGGAACUUCAAAGAAAAAUUAAGAAGUUGGAAAGUGAACUAGGAAAGAAGAGUGAUGAGUCAGAAAUGAAAACCCCAAGAGAGGACAAGAGUUCUAAGGAAGAAUUAAUUAGAUGGGAGGAAAGUAAGAAAUGGCAGAUGAAAAUGGAAGGAAUGAGGAACAAACUGAAAGAAAAGGAGAAGGAAGUAGAGUCCUUAGCCAAACAGUUAAACACAGUAAAGGAACUUUUUUCAAAGGCGGAUAAAGAAAAAAUUGCUUUGCAGAAGAAACUCAAGAGCUGUGGUGUUACUGUUGAUCAGGUUGUAGGAGUACGAGCCUCUGAAUCAGAGAGAGAGCUGGAAGAGCUACGAAAACGAAAUAUAGAUUUGGAGAAUGAGAUUGUUCACCUAAAGACACAGUAUGCUGUCCCUCGAGAUUCUGUUGUGGAAGAUUUACACUUAAAAAACAGAUACCUACAAGAAAAGCUUCUUGUAUUGGAGAAACAGCUUUCCAGAGACACUUUUUCAAGACCUUCGACAUCAGGAUUAGGAUCAGAUGAUCAAUAUCAAAAAGAACAAGAGCUUCAAAAGGAGAACCUGAUGCUAUCAUCUGAAAAUAUGGAAUUACGAUUCCAGCUGGAACAGGCCAACAAAGACUUGCCAAGAUUAAAGAACCAAGUAGCUGAUUUAAAGGAAAUGUGUGAGCUCCUGAAACGAGAGAAGGCAGAAGCUGAGCGGAAGCUAGGCAAUGUCAGAGGGUCUGGAAGAAGUGGGAAAACUAUUCCAGAAUUAGAGAAAACAAUUGGCUUGAUGAAAAAGGUUGUGGAGAGAGUUCAGAGAGAAAACGAAGAGCUUAAGAAAGCACCUGGAGUAGUCUCCAAUGAAAAACUGGCCAGCCUUGAACAAGAAAAUGAAUAUUUAAAGUCUGAAAUGGAAAAACUAAAAGUUCACCUUGGAGGGGAAUUGAGUAUGCGCUAUGAACUGAAAACUAAAGGCACAGAAAAGAUAAUUGCUGAAAAUGAGAGAAUCCGGAAGGAGCUGAAAAAGGAAGCAGAGAAUUCAGAGAAGCUGAGAAUUGCAAAGAAUAAUCUUGAGAUAAUAAAUGAGAAAUUGACUGCAGAACUGGAAGAGACCAUAAGGAAGUUAAGCUUGGCAGAAAGCAGAAACCUGCAGCUUGAGGGAGCUGAUGGCAAGGGUGGGAAAUCCAUUGUGAUAACAAGAAUGUAUGAAAAUAAGAUGAAAGAAAUGGAAGCUGAUAUUGCCAAAAAAACUCAAGCCAUUAGUGAUCUUAAACAGGCAUUACGAAAAUCCACAGAGAGUGAAGAAAAAAAUGAAAAAUAUAUUGAAAUUUUAAAAGAACAGGUUGAACUUCUCAAACACUUUCCUGAGGGUGCCAAAACAGAGCAAGGGCUUGCCAAAGAACUUCAGCUUCUCAGAUUAACCAAUGAUCGUUUGGAAAAGGAAAAGGCAGAGUUAGCUUACCAGGUGGAGAGUUCUCGAAAACAGACUGAAGUUAAGGAAGAUGGUGGAUUUGCAGCUGGGAAAGAUGGAAACUAUAAACUACUGGCAGAGGUAACAAGCCUCAAGACACAGUUGAAAACCUCUGAUUUAGAACAGCAGCGACUUCAUGUAAGUCUUGAAGAAGUCAGAAAGCUGAAAAAUGAACUGGACCACUUUGAUCCAUCCUUUUUUGAAGAAAUUGAGGAUCUAAAAUACAACUAUAAUGAAGAAGUUAAAAAAAAUAUUCUCUUGGAAGAGAAAUUGAAAACACUUUCUGAACAAUUUGGUGUUCAGGUAGAUAUUCCAGCCAGAGUUUCUAUUGAUUAAAUGAAAAAGUACAGAAUGUUUUUAAAGAAGACCUGAGGCUUGGCACAGAAAAGAAACAAGAACAUUCUUUUGUCAGGGGUCAAACAAGCUUUUUUUAUACUUUCUCAGAAAUGUGUUUCAGCUCUUGCCAAAGCAAGCAUCUCCAUGAGCUACUGCUUGUUUUCACUUCUGCAAACACAGGAGCAAAAGUAAGGACUAAAGGUAUAGUACUAGUACACUGUUGUUUUUUGUGCUAAUUUAUUAUAUAGUCAGUAUUAUAUUUUUAUAGAUCUUACAUUGAUGUGCUUGCAGUGAAGGUAUAAAACUGAAUGCAGUUUAGAAAUUAUUUAUUUUUCUACAUUUGUUCAUUACUAGUGUAGUAUUCAAACAGUUUAAUGCUUAUUUACCCUAAAACUGACAGUCCAGAAAUAUGGGCUUUAUCUAAUAAAAUAUAUACAAACUUGCUAAACAA